Neogale vison (American mink) is the source of this 1519-nucleotide messenger RNA. RefSeq names its product nuclear mitotic apparatus protein 1-like. NCBI's taxonomy places the organism in Eukaryota, Metazoa, Chordata, Mammalia, Carnivora, Mustelidae. The record is from RefSeq and is a predicted model, not a curated record. The transcript has 2 exons. Gene Ontology annotation, molecular function: microtubule binding. Gene Ontology annotation, cellular component: spindle microtubule; centrosome; spindle pole. Bases 1 to 1422 code for a protein of 473 amino acids. Gene Ontology annotation, biological process: establishment of mitotic spindle orientation.
AUGGCGAAUCUUUAUGAUAUCUGUUAUUACUCUGAUUUUCUUGAUGAGGAAAAUGAGGUUCAGGGAAGUCUAACAAUAAAUGGAAGCCACCUCACCGCCCAGGUGCGCAGCCUGGAGGCACAGGUUGCCCACGCUGACCAGCAGCUUCAAGAUCUGGGCAAGUUCCAAGUGGCAACUGAUGCCUUAAAGAGCCGGGAGCCCCAGACUAAGCCUCAGCUGGACUUGAGUGUGGACAGCCUGGAUUUGAGCUGUGAGGAGGGGACUCCCCUCACCAUCACCAGCAAGCUGCCUCGAACUCAGCCAGAUGGCACCAGCAUCCCUGGAGAGCCAGCCUCACCCAUCUCCCAGCGCCUGCCCCCCAAGGUAGAAUCCCUGGAGUCUCUCUACUUCACCCCAAUCCCAGCUCGGGGUCAGGCCCCACUGGAGAGCAGCCUGGACUCCUUGGGGGACGUCUUCCUGGAUUCAGGCCGGAAGACCCGCUCUGCUCGUCGACGUACCACGCAAAUCAUCAAUAUCACCAUGACCAAGAAGCUAGAUGUGGAAGAGCCGGACAGCGCCAAUUCAUCCUUCUACAGCACCCAGUCCGCCCCUGCCUCCCAGGCUGGCCCACGAGCCACGUCUUCUACCCAGUCUCUAGCCCGCCUGGGCUCUGCUGAUGAUGGCAACUCGGCUCUGCUCAGUCUACCUGGGUACCGACCCACCACUCGCAGCUCUGCUCGCCGCUCCCAGGCUGGUAUAUCCAGUGGGGUCCCUCCAGGAAGGAACAGCUUCUACAUGGGCACUUGCCAGGAUGAGCCCGAGCAGCUGGACGACUGGAACCGCAUCGCAGAGUUGCAGCAGCGCAACCGGGUGUGCCCCCCUCACUUGAAGACCUGCUACCCCCUGGAGUCUAGGCCUUCUCUGAGCCUGGCUACCAUCACAGAUGAGGAGAUGAAAACUGGUGACCCCCGGGAGACCCUGCGCCGAGCCAGCAUGCAGCCAGCCCAGAUAGCUGAGGGCACAGGCAUCACCACCCGGCAGCAGCGCAAACGGGUCUCCUCAGAGCCCCAUCAGGGUCCUGGUACCCCAGAGUCUAAGAAGGCCACCAGCUGUUUCCCACGCCCCAUGACUCCCCGGGACCGACACGAAGGGCGCAAACAGAGCACUACGGAGGCCCAGAAGAAAGCUGCUGCUCCGGCUGUUAAACAGGCUGACCGCCGCCAGUCCAUGGCUUUCAGCAUCCUUAACACACCCAAGAAGCUCGGGAACAGCCUGCUGCGGAGGGGAGCCUCAAAAAAAGCUCUGUCCAAGGCCUCCCCCAACACCCGCAGUGGGACCCGCCGCUCUCCGCGCAUUGCUACCACCGCGGCCAAUGCCGCCACUGCCGCUGCCCUCGCUGCCGCCACUGCCACCCCUCGGGCCAAGGGCAAGGCAAAGCACUAAAAGGCCAGGACCAGUGAGAGGCCCCCACCUGUGUCCUCAAUGCCAACCUCGCCUGGUCCUUCUCCUUCUACUGUCCCUUUCAGUGCCUUCUCUCAGC